Molecule: messenger RNA, 1557 nt
Organism: Entrophospora sp. SA101
Lineage: Eukaryota; Fungi; Glomeromycota; Glomeromycetes; Entrophosporales; Entrophosporaceae
Source: the annotation of a GenBank genome assembly
GCGCCUUUGUAUGACGACCAACAACUUCUUGGUGUUCCUCUGUUGGCAGCCAAUAGACUCAGUGCUCCUACUCAAAUCAAAGAAAUGAAACCAAUCAAAAACACAUUUCCAAGACUUGCCUUAAAGGAAAAGAAAAGAAGUUCUUUUUAUAAGAAAAUAUUACCUUCUGAACAACGUGUUUUGAAAACGAGGGAAGAUGAAGUAAUUGAAGCAAGUAAAAAAGCAAACGAAGAAAUUGAAACUGAAGCAAUUGAUGAAAAUGCUAGUACCAGUGAUGUACAAGAAACUUCAUCACCAACACCAAAGAACAUAGGUAAUAAAGAAUCAAUUAAAGAUGAUCCUGUAAAUAACAAAUCAUCAUCAUCAACAACAACAAAUAUUUCCAACAAUUUAAACAUUUCGAAAGAACCAAAGGUAGAAACUAAAGGAAUGAAAAUUAAAAAUCCUUUUGUACAUAUUAAACCUAAAGUUGCUUAUCUUGUAUAUUGGGAAAAUCCUAUACAUUCUGGCACAGCCUUAGCAAUUGGAUUAUCAAUUCUCAUUUUUACAUCAUGUUAUUCUUUGUUCGAUACAUUUUGUUUUCUUUUUGUCUCUUUGGUAGGAUUGAAUACGAUUUAUGUGGCUGGAAAAAAACAAUUAAACGCAAUACUUAAUCAAGAACCCAUUAAUCCAUAUAAUGAUUAUUUGGCUAACAAACCUUGGUAUGUUGGAAGUGCACAGGUGAAUAAAUAUAUUGAUGAAGUAAUUUGUGGAAUUAACUUCAUUUCAGUGGAAACUCAAAAGAUUGUUUUAGUGGAUGAUGCGUUGAGAUCAGCCAAGUUUGCAUCUCUGGUCUAUUUCGUAUGGCGGCUUUCUUCUUGGUUUAGUUUACAUACGAUUUUAGGAAUUGCACUUGUUCUUGGGUUUGCAAUACCUAAGCUUUACUUACAAAACAAAGCUUUAGUUGAUGAAAAAUUAGAUCAAGCAAACAAAUUAACUUCUGUCUAUUAUGAACGAACUUAUACUAUUUCUCAAAAGAAAGUAACACCACCAUCAGUAACAAAUACAACACAAAAAAUAAGUCUUUGUAAUCCUUUAACUUAUGAAGAUGAUGACAAAACUCCACAGGGAGAUAGAUGUGCAAAUGGGACGUAUAUUUGUCAGAUUAUAACUAAUAUCAAAGAUAAAGAUGAAAGAAUUAUAGAAGUUCAAUCUAUUGCAGGAGAAUUUGAAGAAAGGAAACUAGAUCCAAAAUAUUAUUUAGAACCAUCACAAAACAAAGAAGAUCUACAUGAAGAGCAACAACGAGCUAAUAUUACGUUUGUUUGUGAUAAAGAAAAUAAAGAAGUGGAAAACCCGAUUACCUUUAAAGGUUAUAAAGAUAAUGUAUUAUCUUUAGAAUGGACAACACAUUCAGCAUGCGGAACUAAAAAUCCUGAUAAUACUAAAACUCUUGGAGGAUUUGCCAUAUUUUUAAUAAUUGUUUCUGUAUUUUUUGGAUCAUAUUUAUUAUUGGGAGCAGCAUACAAUCACCACAUCUAUAAUGCACAAGGGUGUGAUUUACUUCCACACAGGUAA